CUGUCCAGCGAUCUUCGUCAGUCGACGGCAGGACUCGAACCAGUCCGAAAGUGUUUUUUUUCCCGUUCGCUGUAGGAAACCGUAGAUCUGUGAUUACCUAAGUGUAUAGAUUCAUAUUGUUAGUUCUGGAAUGCUGCGCCUCGUGUUCUUGUGCGUAGUGGCUUUCGCCGCCCUGACCGUGGUCAGUGGCCAGCGACAGGUCGAAGAGGUUCUCAAAUGGCAACAGGUCGAGUUUGACGUCCCCGCCAGUGUUCUUUCCGCCCCAGAUGGCUACAUUCCGAUCAACAACAUCCCGAUGAGUGGCGUCCACUACAAGAACCGUGUCUUCGUCACGGUUCCCCGAAGGCGUUGGGGUAUCCCAUCUACGUUGAACGUCGUUGAGCUGGAGCCGCCAUAUCCCGUGACGAACCCGGUCCUGAAGCCGUACCCGAGCUUCGAGCUCAACGAACUUCGGGCCGAUCUUCAACCCGAUGCCAACCGGUUGGUCACCGUGUACCGGCCCCGUGUCGAUCGCUGCGAUCGUUUGUGGUUCGUCGAUACCGGCAUGAUGGAAAUCCCCGGAAACUUCACCGUCGUCCAGCGCCCCUCGAUCUGGUCCAUCGAUUUGAAGACCAACCAGCCGCUCAGCCGCUAUGAAAUUCCCCAGAAGGACGUCGAAACCGGUUACGGGCUCACUUCGAUCACGCUCGACGUCGAUCCGGACGACUGCUCUAAGGUCUUCGUCUACAUCUCCGAUCUGCAAACCUACCGCAUGGUGGUCUACGACCACGAGAACCAGAAAUCUUGGCGCUUCCUGCAUAACUACUUCUUCCUGAACCCGCUCGAGGGCGACUUCAACAUCCAGGGCAUCCCGUUCGCGUGGGACGAUGGCAUUUUCUCGAUUGCGCUGAGUAACCCGGACCCGAUGACCAAGUUCCGUACGGCUUACUUCCACGCCCUGUCCAGUAAUUCGGAGUUCACCGUGUCGACCGCUGUGCUGCGCAACGAAACCGCUUCCAAGCGAGGCUAUCACGGAGACGACUUCAAACUGCUCGGAUAUCGUGGAGCUCAGUCGCAGUCCAGCAUUCACGGUUUCCACCCGGAGACUGGCGUCAUCUUCUUCGCUCUUAUCCAGCUGAACGCCGUCAGCUGUUGGGACACCCGGAAGCCUUUCGCCCCGCAGAAUAUGGCCAUCGUGUACAAGAACGAUCGCGACAUCAUCUACCCGAACGAUCUUUCGAUCGACCAGGAAGGAAACGUGUGGUUCAUGUCCAACUCGAUCAUCAAGCUGCUGUACACUCAGCUGAGCCUGGAAGAGUUCAACUUCCACAUCUGGCGCGCCAACAUCAAGGAAAUCAUCAAGGGCACCGUCUGUGAUCCGACCGUUCCGCCCAACGUGGACCACGGGCAACGCUUCGGAGGAGAACAGAAUGCCGAUCGUGUGACCUUCGUGGAAUACAAGGACAAGUAUGGCCCAGGAGGUGGCCCAUACGGAGGCUGGGGAUCCGAUGACAAGAGGAAGCCGACAGGCCGCAGACCGUAAGGAGCGACAAGGCGUUCCGAAUGAACGAACAAAGCAGACAUUACUUUUUAGGAUAGACGAUAGAAAAUCAAUACUCGGACCUUAAAUAAACAAGUUUUAAAGAUUAGUCUUA
This is a messenger RNA of Aedes aegypti (yellow fever mosquito), 1634 nucleotides long. Its product is annotated as L-dopachrome tautomerase yellow-f2. Gene Ontology annotation, cellular component: extracellular region. Bases 131 to 1522 code for a protein of 463 amino acids. NCBI's taxonomy places the organism in Eukaryota, Metazoa, Arthropoda, Insecta, Diptera, Culicidae. The transcript has 5 exons. The record is from RefSeq and is a predicted model, not a curated record.